Lasiosphaeria miniovina is the source of this 2427-nucleotide messenger RNA. RefSeq lists its product as uncharacterized. The record is from RefSeq and is a predicted model, not a curated record. The transcript has a single exon. Bases 288 to 1973 code for a protein of 561 amino acids. NCBI's taxonomy places the organism in Eukaryota, Fungi, Ascomycota, Sordariomycetes, Sordariales, Lasiosphaeriaceae.
CAACUAACGGUGGCCGUGUCAACAUAUUCAAGGUUGUGGGCUUCGGCGCCCAGCGGCUCCCAGAGAACCAUCCGGCCAACCAGGCGAACAACUUGUAUGAUAAUGAUGAUGCCCAAGGCGAACCUGAUACAGCCGUGAUGGGCAAUUUCUCGCGGAGAUCUUCUAGCUUCAGUCUUUCAGGACCACCCCAACGACGGCCGUCUGUGUCCAGCCGAGCUUAGAAUGCUCGGAAUCCCGACGAGUCGUCGCCGCCUAGGUACCGCAAGUCCCCGCCACAAGAGCCUGAGAUGGAAUUCUCUCGGCCUCCUUCUCCUCCUGCGACCUUAAGCGCCCCCACGCCAAACCCGAGUUCAGAGACACAGUUGAAUGCGCAAGCAGAAGCACCGAUCGAGACUACUACGCCGUGCCCAACCCCGGUCCUCGGCUCCCAGUGUCCCCCGAUCGCUAGUCCGCUCUCGAUGCCGCUGCAUACGCCGCGACCAGUUUCGGAGGAGUCUAUCAGACAGCCCGUACGCUCUGUGGGGCAGCAUCCUAGUCCGCUUUCGGGGCAGGAGCAGCCUCCGGGAUCUCCUUCGCACCAGCCUGUGAGACGAGUUGUGGAACGCCCUCCGGAAAAGAGCCCACAUUCGCGCCUUAAAGAGUAUGCUCCGCGACAAGCUGCUCAGCAACCACAGCAGUCCUCCGCGGAAAAUCUUCCUCCGCCUCCGGUGCCCGAAUCGCAAGAAAGUCCCAAACUGAUUGUAAAUGAUAGUGUAUGGAGCCCUUCACCACAACAGCAUCAGGGUUCUACACUGGAAUCGAAGUUGGUCGAGAUAGGGCCGAAAAGUCUGGGGUCUCAGCAGCCUCCCUGCUCAUCCCCGCCAAAGGACAAUUGCCCAACUCUAGGCCCAGAACUUGGAGCAAGCCCGUGGCCGAAGUCAUCGACGGAUUCGGUUUCUCCUCAUCAAGGACGCUUUCAAUCUUCAAAUCCUAAGCUCGAACAGUCUCUCACUGGGUUUGGCGCGUUGGUAGUGCAAAGCAAACGCGCAGUGACGCCACCGUGGCGUUCCCGCUCCCGGUCUUUUCGGAAGAGCAAUCACUCGUCGAUUUCAGGACAAUCGCCAGCAGGUAAAAUAGAACUACCCCGUCGUCGUCUUUCUCCACCUCAAGAACCUCGCCCAGUCCCGCCUGCCACAUUCCCAGCCGUUACGGGUGUAGCAGGACUCCCACGUCGCCCUUCUAGUUCUCCGCCACGUCCAUUUGAGUCAAGCCCAGUACGGUCUUAUCGCCGGGCUCCGCGGCAUGCACAGCCCUUCAUCCAAAAUCGUAGACAAGUGUCGCCAUCGUAUUCUGCGCUGCAACAGACUCGUCCGAUGCCAGUUCCAGGCCUUCAUCCAACUUGGGAUCACAUAGCAGCGCCAAGUCAUGUACCAUCCGUGCCUGCCUUCACUCCCAUGAUGGUAACAACAGGUGGUGUGCAAAAUACCUCUUUGCCCCCGGAACUGCCACGUGGAAUUACUUCCGAGGCGGAAAUUCAACAAUCUUUGCGGCGGGCUGAAGCGGCGAGUGCCAUUCAAUCUCAUGCUCAGCACCACUCUUUUCCCAAUUUCCACGGUCGUCCUAGAUUCGAUAGAGCAGCCCAAGCACACCGUUCCGGUUCCGUGGCGCGGCAACAGGCAGCUCCUCAAUACCGACGACAAGCGGCGGGAGGCAUGCCGUUGACGCACCGAGGCGUGAGCGUGCUGCAACAUUAUGCCUUUGCUAACUCGCCUCAGACAGUAUCGUCUGGAUCUCCGCCGUCCGUUCCACAGGCACAGCACCAGAAUAUCUACCACCAGGACCCAUACCACCAGGGUCAAUAUCACCCGGGUACCUACCUCCAGGGCACGCACCCCCAGGGUGCCCACAACCAGGUUGCCCCGUAUCAGGGCGUCCACAGACAGGGUGGCUACCCGGGCGGCUACAACCAGAGCAUCAGGCCUCAGCGGCAGUAGGGAUUGCCGGGGUGUUGUCAGUGGCCGAAAUUGAAUAGCGAUUCGGUAGUGGCUAGGUUGAAGCUUGGAGAAUUGGGUUAUCCUCCGAUUUUCUAUAUAUGACUGAUGCAGAAGUCUAUCGAAACCGGUCAGCCUGCCUAUUGCGUUUUGUUGCGUUUUGUUGCGUCGUAUAUUAUGUUUGAAUGCGGCAUGGGCCAGGCUAGUUUGUUCAAGUCCUUGUUUUUCCUUCUUUGUAUUUGAUUCUAUGGUUUUAUAGUCAGGUUUUCUUCUUCCUAUCUUGUCUUUUUUCAGCGCCCUUGGCUUUCGUGGCUGGCGUUCUUGGCCCGGAGAAUUGAUUGGGGGUUGGCAUUGAGAACUCUAUCACGCAUAGGUAGCAAAACAGCUUGGGAGGAAAGGAGUUUGGUGGUUUCGGAUAAUGACACUAUUAUCCUGCGACGGAAGCAAGACAUGAGUU